This is a messenger RNA of Staurois parvus, 767 nucleotides long. The record is from the annotation of a GenBank genome assembly. NCBI's taxonomy places the organism in Eukaryota, Metazoa, Chordata, Amphibia, Anura, Ranidae.
UCAGUGUCUGCUACCCCUCUCUGCCAAUCCCUCCACUGGCCUCCACUCAGUGUCCUCCACCCCUCUCUGCCAAUCCCUCCAGUCAGUGUCCUCCACCCCUCUCUGCCAAUCUCCAGUGGUCCUCCACUCAGUGUCCCCACCUCUCUGCCAAUCCCUCCACUGGCCUCCACUCAUGUCCUCCAACCCCUCUCCCUCCCUCCACUGGCCUCCACUCAGUGUCUCUCCAUCCCUCCACUGCCUCCAUCAGUGUCUUCCAUCCCCUCCCUCCAAUCCCUCCACUGUCUUCCACUCAGUGUCCUCCACCCCUCUCUGCCAAUCCCUCCACUGUCUUCCACUCAGUGUCCUCCACCCCUCUCUGCCAAUCCCUCCACUGGCCUCCACUCAGUGUCCUCCAUCCCUCUCUGCCAAUCCCUCCACUGGCCUCCACUCAGUGUCCUCCACCCCUCUCUCUUAAUCCCUCCACUGGCCUCCACUCAGUGUCCUCCACCCCUCUCUGCCAAUCCCUCACUGGCCUCCACUAGCUCAAUGAAUAAAAUUCAAAAUACUAACAACUUACAGAGCCAUCCACAACUCUGCCCCCAGCUACAUCACCAACCUGGUCUCAAAAUAUCAACCAAACCACUCUCUUCGAUCCUCCCAAGACCUUAUGCUCUCUAGUUUCCUUGUCACCUCCUCCCAUGUUCACCUCCAGGACUUCUCCAGAGCUUCUCACAUUCUCUGAAUCUCCCUACCCCAAUCUGUCCAGCUGUCUCCUAAUCUAUCCAGCU